GUUUCUUUUGUUGUUAUAUGGUUGUUGUUAGAACAUUUAUAGAGACAGUGAGAAGAACAAAUUAGCAAAUUGAGAACAUUAAGUGUGCGAUGCGUUUCGAUUGCGCCGCCAUUAAACCAAGUGCGGCACUAAUGAAAUGGUCAUCGGUGCUAUGUUGCUGACGGGUAACCACCACAACGGUCCCACCAAACAGCAGCAGCCAACGACAACGACUGGUAACAAUAACACGGCAAACAAUCAACAGCAACAUCAGCAGCAGUCACAGCCACAGCAACAGCAACCACCGCUGCCAGCAGUCAACACAGCAGUGAACAACGUCGCAUCUAGUGGUUAUUAUGCUCUUGGUAACAUUCGGAUUCCCAAGUCGCCAUCGUUUCACAGUGGCUUAGAUCAGCUGGCUGACGACGACGACGACGACAUUAUCGACGUGGAGGGGGAACGAGACUCGGCUUCUUCUGCGUCUGGUGGUGGCAGCAAAUUCAAGUUCAGCAGCGUCGAAGAGCUGAAGGCCAAAUUUGAGUUGCAGUCACGUAAAAUGCCACUGUCGCCGCCCGAGGCAAGUGCCGGCAACGUGACAACAACAGCAACAUCAUCACCAUCAUCGUCAUCGACUAGCUCGAAUUCAUCGGCAUCGGCGCUGUCCUCGCUAUCGCAGGCAGCCUCAUCCUCGCUAGCAGCCAACUCAUUGGCAUCCAGCUCCACAUCGUCGACGUCGUCGCCAUCGUCGGCAGUGACAUACGGCGGUGGCGCAAAUUCGGCAGCAGCCGCAUUAAUUGCAUCCUCAUCGCCGUUUGGCUCGCAAUCAUCCACAUCCUCGUUGUCGCUAUCGUCCAGCACAACGAAUGUGCCAACGGCAGCAGCAGCAACCAUGUCCAAUGCUAAGAAUACGCCCAGCACAACAGCUGGAGCAAGUGGCAGCGGCGGCGGUGGGAGUUCUUUGGUGUCCACGUUGGCGCAACACUUUUCGGCAGCGACAACGGCGACAUCGCUGCUGAGCACUGGGUCAGCAGCUGGGGCGGUUGGUGGAAACGGAGCCAGUUCAACGGCCAGCGGCAGCAGCAAGUCACCCGUGAGCGCAGCUGCGGCCAUUAAGAACAUAUUGAAUGCCACCAAAAGUGUUGGCAGCAAUGCUGCUGCAGCCUCCUCCAGUAGUGGCAACAACAGUAGCAGCAGCACCACAACCAGCAUUACCACCAGCAGCAGCAUCAACAUCACCAGCAGCAGCAGCGGCAAUGUCGAUGUGGCAACUGUUGAGGAGCAGCUGCAGCUGCAGCGCACAACGGUGGCACAGAAUCUGGUCGGUGGCAUAAGCAUUUCCCUGGGCAUUGGCCAGCGCAACGGCAAUGCGGCGGCGACUGUGGUGGCGACACCAGCGACAACGACAACAACGAUGAUGAUGGCAAUGCCUCCGUCGUCGUUGAAACAAAACGGCGGCGGCGAUGCAACUGCUGCUGCUGCUGCGGCUGCUGCUGCGAUGGCCCAUCAAUUGUCGUCGCCGCAGACGCUGCAACAGCUGACGGGCAGUCCAGGAAGGGCACGCGAUCGGAAUCUGUUUCAUGCGCCACCGAAUGCAUCAACUGCGCUGGCUUUGCCGCCACUGCGAGAAACACCGGCCCCGGAGCGUGAGGAACUGCUGCUGCAGAAAAUUCGGCAAUGUUGCACGCUCUUCGAUUUCUCGGAGCCGCUAAGCGAUCUGAAAUGGAAGGAGGUGAAACGCGCCGCCCUCCACGAGAUGGUCGAGUAUCUGUCCAAUCAGAAUGGUGUCAUCACAGAGAUUAUCUAUCCGGAGGCCAUCAAUAUGUUUGCCGUAAAUCUAUUUCGCACGUUGCCGCCGUCAUCAAAUCCGAAUGGGGCCGAAUUCGAUCCAGAGGAGGAUGAGCCAACAUUGGAAUCAUCUUGGCCACAUUUGCAAUUAGUCUAUGAGCUAAUUUUGCGCUUCCUGGAAUCGCCCGAUUUCCAGCCAAAUAUUGCAAAACGUUUUAUCGAUCAUCAAUUUGUAUUACAACUGUUGGAUUUAUUCGAUUCGGAGGAUCCACGUGAACGUGAUUUCCUUAAGACUGUUUUACAUCGCAUCUAUGGCAAAUUCCUUGGCUUGCGGGCAUUUAUUAGGAAGCAAAUCAACAAUGUGUUUUACAGAUUCAUUUACGAAACGGAACAUCAUAAUGGCAUUGCUGAACUGCUCGAGAUUUUGGGCAGCAUUAUUAAUGGCUUCGCAUUGCCGCUCAAGGAGGAGCAUAAACAAUUUUUACUUAAGGUAUUGCUGCCAUUGCACAAAGCCAAGAGCCUCUCCGUCUACCAUCCGCAGUUGACCUAUUGUGUGGUGCAGUUCCUUGAGAAGGAUCCCAGUUUGUCAGAGGCAGUCAUCAAAAGUCUAUUGAAGUUUUGGCCCAAAACACACAGUCCCAAGGAGGUGAUGUUUUUGAAUGAGCUGGAAGAGCUCCUCGAUGUAAUUGAGCCGGCUGAAUUUCAAAAGGUCAUGGCACCGCUAUUUCGCCAGAUAUCCAAGUGUGUCUCCUCGCCACAUUUUCAGGUGGCCGAGCGUGCACUUUACUAUUGGAAUAAUGAGUACAUUAUGUCGCUGAUAACGGACAACUCGCAGGUCAUACUGCCCAUCAUGUUUCCGGCGCUGAAUCGCAACUCGAAGACGCACUGGAAUAAGACCAUCCACGGUCUCAUUUACAAUGCACUCAAACUGUUUAUGGAAAUGAAUCAACGAUUGUUCGAUGAGUGUAGCAAAAACUACAAGCAAGAGAAGCAAAUGGAACGAGAGAAGCUUAAUCAGCGUGAGGAGCUAUGGCAACAGGUGGAGAGUCUCGCUAAAACCAAUCCAGAGUGGACAAAGAUGCGACGCUUCAACGAUUACCUGCAAAUGUCCGAGAGUCAAAUGCUGUACGAUGAAUACAAUGAGAAUUGUGAUCUAACCUACGAUAAGCUCGAUCAGAGUCAACAGCAACAACAACAACAGCAGCAACAACAACAGCAGCAGCAGUCAAGGCCGCAAGCGGCGCUAAAACAGCAGCAGUCAAAUCAGGAGCCCAGAGAGAUGUAAUACUCGACGCAUACAAUUGCCAAGUUAUCCUGCGUUCCCAAAACAAACAUACAAACAAAAUAACGGUGUACGAAACCCAAGAAAUAUCAUAAACUUUGUGAGCAAUCCCUCAACAAGUCGCCUAACUGUCUUCAAAUAGUCUUUGUGUUAAUAGUUAAUCGAAAUAAUUGAAUGUGUAGUUUGAUCUAUCAUCAGUAUAGUAUAGAACAUACCGAGCUUACUAAACACUAAAACCUUAAAAACCACCCUCGCAAAACUGGCAGCUAUAAAUGGAAUUGGAUUUUGUUUGCUUGAUAGCACUUUGAUAAUGUUGAAGAAUAUCGCAGGGUUUGAAAAUUUACAAAUAAUAAUACAAUAUGUGUGUGCAUUUUACAGUUUCCGUUUUUCGUGUUCACUUCAAAUACCAAAAAAAAAUAUAGAAAUAAUAAGAGAGAAAAGUGUUCCCACUUGGAAUGUCGUUUUUUCCGCUUUAGAUGUGGCAACACUGGCAGCGGGGAAAUUAAAUCAUUUGAGGGGAUUUGCUCACCUAGUUUUGUGUGCAAUUUUCUUGACGUUUCGACACCGCAUCACAAGUCACAGAUUAAAGUUUUAACCACAGAGCGAGAGAGAACGUAAUAAAUUAUAAUUAUAUGUAUAUUAUAUGCGAUUUACCUUUACCGUUAGCAGCUUAAUUAUACUAUAUAUGUAUAUGCGUAUAUGUAUUGUAAUUUGUUCAAAACAAAUUUGGUAUGUAUAUUAAUGUGUGUGUGUUUAUAUAUAUGUAUUUUUUGUAUGUAUUACACAUAUUGUUGGCGAGGGAGGAGGAUGAAUAAUGCCAGAGAGAAGUAUACAGUAUGUAUGAACGAAUCGGAGGCGCAGACAUCAUUGGAUCGGUGGGGAGAUAUUCCGCGAUGGGGUUCCAAAAAGUAUUUUAUAAGCAGAUGUUCCUUUUAGAAAAGCAAAAAGCAAAAAACAAAA
Messenger RNA from Drosophila albomicans, 4006 nucleotides. RefSeq names its product serine/threonine-protein phosphatase 2A 56 kDa regulatory subunit gamma isoform (gene wrd). The record is from RefSeq and is a predicted model, not a curated record. NCBI's taxonomy places the organism in Eukaryota, Metazoa, Arthropoda, Insecta, Diptera, Drosophilidae. Gene Ontology annotation, cellular component: protein phosphatase type 2A complex; cytosol; nucleus. Gene Ontology annotation, molecular function: protein phosphatase activator activity. The transcript has 8 exons. Gene Ontology annotation, biological process: protein dephosphorylation; signal transduction. Bases 137 to 3049 code for a protein of 970 amino acids.